CCCAACUUGUGGCCCUGGCUGUUUCUACUUUCGCAGGCAUCGUCGAUAGGCUAAAAAUCGUUUCUUACUUCAUUACGAAGUUUAUGUAGAGGUUACAGUUAUGUUUGGUUAUACUGCUGAUGUGAGCUCAUGGCUCCUAUCACUGGUGCGCGGGGACAACAGUCUUUGUAAAUAACUGCGCCAUACAGCUGAGGGAGGGCCAUCUGCGGAUGCUAUUUGUGCUCUCGGCAGGGGGCAGAGAGAGCUGGCCCAGUGCAGCUGCUGGUGGUUCCUGCCCUGUGCUGAACAUGGAGACCUCGCCUCUUCCACCUGAAAGGUCGCUGCCCCUGGCGCAGCCCUUCCUCUGCCGCCAUGGCCACGAGCCGUCAUCACUGAAUGCCUCCUCGAUGCACAGGCAUGCUGAUGCAAGGUCAUCCCUAUGGCUGAUAUGGCUGCGCAAGUAUGUCAUCCUCUGCCUGGUGUGCGGUGGCUCUGCUGUCUUUGUUGGGGUGCUAUUCAUUGCUAUCUACUUCACUCUGAAGUCGUACACUUCGUCCCUGCAGUUUUUCGAGACCAUACCCACCUAUGUACCUGCUGCGGUGCUAAUUCUCACGGGACUUAUGGUUAUGUGCUUUGCCAAACGUAGAAACCGGUACACUUACCUGGUGAAGUUUGCUGGUGGCUGCUGCCUCACCUGUGUGCUCCUCUGUGUGGUCAUCACGGUCACCACCACAGUGGUGCACAUGAACCGGCUGCAGACGCUACACAAAUGUGACUACUCAUCUAAGGACAGGGCCUGCAUGUGCUUGUCGGCUAUUGCAGAGUCGCCUGCUCAGGAUGGGGAGCACCAGUUUGUAUUCAAUGACACGCCCAGCUGUGAGGUGGUGCACGGCAGCCUCUAUGGCUGUCUGCGUGCACUUUUUGGCCUCUCAGUGGUUGGCAUCCUAGUGUGUAUCUUCUCCUCCAUGCUUGUCUACCAGCUGCUCAGCCACGAGCGCAAGAAGGUCUACCUCGAACAGCUGGAGCUUCGUCGAAGGCUGCUGUACCGCCGUCAUCCCAAUCACGGCCUCUGUGCCUGCUAUGGUGAUAUGUGCCACCCAUGGCCCUUGUGGGACAUGCUUGACUACCGGCUGCUGGCACCGCAGCAGCAGGGUUCGCACGAUCGCCCCAGCCCUGAAGAGCUUAUCAGUGUCGCUGGCCCCUCGCGGAGUCGCACAGCUGCUCUCCGCCGCCGCCGGCCGCCACUCUGGUGGCUGCCAUGGACGCGUCGUGGCACUCGCUCCUCUUCGUCGCAGCCUGGUUGCAACGCGGUUGAGCGGCUGCUUGUUAGAGAUGGCUGGCGCUGCAGCUCACCUGCUGAGCUCGUGGGCCCUCCCGGCAGUUCGCCGAGCCCUUGGCGCAACGGCUGUACCCAUGGUGGUGGUUCACGUGCAGCUGAAGCCCGGGGAGUGUCAUCACGCAGUGCUGCGGCAGCAGUGCGUGCUGCACACCGGCGUACACGGUCCAAUGAUGGAGUGUUCCACCAUCUCCAGAUGAACCCCCGGUAUGGUCCUCAGUCAUUCCCCGACCCACCGUGCAGCUAUACAGAGAUCCCUGCAUACCUGUGGGGUCCGCCACCGCCCUACUCACAGCCGCCGUCUCUGGAAGACGUGGCAUGUCUCGGUGGGGAAAAUUCUCCACCGGAAGCAAGCCACUGCAGUGUAGCAGAAGGUGCACUCCAGGGCGAAGGCUGCUCCUCCAAGAGAAGCACUCCAUCAGCCGAGAGGCAUGUUGUGGUCACCAUUGGCGGUGACUUCCCAGAGGUGCACUGCCGGGCGACAACAACGGCACGCGACGGGAAGCAUAGAACAACGGGGAGCAGCUCAUUCAUUGUUGAGGUGCCUUGCUUUCUUCACAAGGGGGGUCUGGUGUUCCACACUUUGCCCGCUCGCAGUCGGCGCAAGCGGCAACCAAGCCCAUUCAAGUCCUUGUCAAACAUUCCACUGUGCAUAUCAAGGAGGCUAAGUCUUUUGCGGCAUGAAAACAUUCGCAAUGGUGGAAGCCUUGCAUUCCUCCGUGGCAGGAAGGCAUCAGCCUUAGAGUGGCCGGAAGAGAACACCAUAAUCUCUGAACUUGGCCACACAAUUCGCGUCAUCUGUGAGAAGCCUCCUAAGCAGACGUCCAUUGAGGAGAGCAGCAACAAUGCCACGGAAACAGCCACACCAACUGUUGUGACGCUGCCGUUGGAGACAAGCCAGCUUGCGCCCACAACAGAGCCUUCCUGGGUGCCUGUGGCCAGUGUUAAAGUGUUGGCCCCAGUGCAUGCACACUCCAUGCCCAACCUCAGCAUAACAGCGUCGUCGGGUUCCUUGCGUGUUUCGCACCACAAUGAGGAGGAGGAAGAGGACGAGGAAACAUGGACAUCACGAGACUUUGCAGACACCGGCAGUGAUGGUAGCCAGCUCUCAGAUGCCACGUCAGCCCCCUCUAUUCCCGACGAAGAGGAAUAUGUCUACGAGGGGGAGUCUAGUCAGGCCAGCGCAGUGCCUCCGCCAUUGCCACCAAAGUGUCUCACGUGGGGGGAGAGGCGGCAGAGGUAUGUGGUUUUGUCCAAACGUCAAGGCUUGCCGCCUCUGCCCAUGGCCAGGGACCCAGUGACAUUCCUACUCGAGACUGGUAGCUGUUGUGCGUGCCCUUCACAGCCACAGGCACGUGCUGUGGUUCCGCCACCAGAGACAACGUCUGGCUCAACCGCUUGGGGCACAGAGGCUCAGUGGCUGAACAGGCGUUUUUGCAGUGACGACGUGGAAAAUGAAUCGCUGAAUGGCUCACGAUGCUGACGUCCAGCCUCCGCACACCUGUACAGUACACCCUAGCCGGCUUGCACCUGCUUGUUUUAAUGAUGCAGGGGUGCCCCUCCUGUGACUAGAAGUGCAUCAAAAAACAUUUUGCAAGGUACAGUAGUGCAGGUGGCAAUGGCGGCAUGUGUUACGGAUUGUUGACCCUCCACCAACCCUCUUUUUACAGCGUAGGAGCUGAAAGCGUUUCCACCAUGUUGAGCAUGCCAGCACAGUGUUGCCUCCGCCUCUUCCUUGAGUCUCUGUGUGGAUCUUCCAUAUCACAUAUGCUUUUAAGAGAAUUGUAGUACUCCCAACAUGGCGCUUGUUGCAGAUUACUGCAGUGGCACUGUUCUGCAAACUUCCUUGAGUAUUGAAGCAUUUUAACUUUUAACCAAACGUCAGCUUCAAUAAUAUAUUUCUGUAUAGUACUUGAAAAGCUUUUAAUUACAGUGCUGUCACACUGAUGUGCUGCUGCCAGGUUGUUGUUUUGCAGUUUUAAUGAACAACCCCUCACUUUGUUAUACCUGAGUAUUGUGGUGCUUUUUUGCAUUUAUUUACUGUUCAUAAUGUGUAGCAUCCAGCAUAUGCUGUACUUGAUGUUAAUUGUGCUGAUCUGAUGGUGCUUUUAGGAAAUAUGUUGCACUGCUCACUUUUACCUUUCAUUUCAUAAACUAAAGGGACACUUAAGAGAAACACAAAACUCUGUUUAUUCUGAAAAGGUUUUUUUUUUAAAUUGAUUUUUGUUAAUUUCACGGUAAUAGGUUGUAGUAGAAGAGAUAAUUAAAGGGGCCCUGAACCACUCCUCAGGCAUACGCUGCUGUGAACAUCUCGGCCAAGUUUUGCUGUCGUACACGAUGCGUGGAGCUUGUAAGCGGAUUGCGAAGUCGCCUUUCUCUCAACGUUCUAUUUUUAACAGAAGGCUCUGUCCUCAUUCUCUUCCAUACGCUUUAUUUAGUCAUCGUACGCUUUAGUUCAUCAUUUCCUUAGACGGCUACUAUAAUCGUUGAUAGCUGACAUAAAGCUGCGGUUGGCUAACAUGCCAUAGAUACUGCGGCCGCCGCAGGGUGUUGCCAAGAGUCUACUGGCUAAGCGUGCUGUGGCUCGCUGCAGUUAAACAUAAGUUGCGUUUGGCUUAUGUUUAGCACAUCACAGGCACCAAAGGCGGAGCGUUGUGGGCACGGCUCACUGCGCCGUAGUCUUGGCGUUGCAAGGCAUUGAAGAAGCAAUGGGAGCACAGUGGAGGCUGUGUUUGAUUGCCAAUAAUUGCGCCUGUGCUGAAUGCAUUGCAGUACUUUUUGUGGCAAAGUAUUUCUGAAACAGCUUAUAUUCACUUCAAAUGCAUUUCUCCACUUCGAUAAAAAAUGCUUCAGGGCUCCUUUAAUGUCAAAGUUGAAUAUUUUGGAUUUUGUGCUGAAUCCGUGGCACUAGUACAUCUUUGUGAUGGAUUUCAAACUAUUUUCUCUUAUUUGGAGCAAUGUGGCUCUGCAAAAAGCCAUGAAACUUGCUAUGUUCACUAUUUGGGUCUUUAAGGAUACAGUGUAGACCAUUUCAAUGGAUAAAAUGUUGACUAGGCCUGAGCAGAUUCAGUCAAAAUCUACGACUUCAAGGCGGCAUUGCCAUCAUCUUUUAUUUGUCUUUCGUAGCUUACUUGGCCUCCUCUCCUCGUAAGUUUUUUUUUUUUUUUGUAUUUUAGUACGGUAACUGACGAAUACAGCUCAAAUAUCCUUUUCUCUUUAGUGUCCUUUUAAGUACGUUGGAGACUUCAACAUGUACUUUCUAAGGUUACAAGUUACCCGCCAUGGUAGCUUAGUGGCUAUGGCGUUAUGCUGCUGAGCUUGGGGGUUUGAACCCGGCCGCAUUUCAAUGGGGAAAAAAUGCAAGAAUGCACAUGUACUUAGGUUUAGGUGCAGGUGAAAGAACCCCAGGAGGCCAAAGUUAAUCUGUAGUCCCACACUACGGCAUGUGUCACACCAUAGUUUGGCAUGUGAAACUGCAGAAUUAAACAAAAAUGUUAAGGUUACAAGUUUGCUUGAUCCUUUGACAACACCCGGGCAACUUGCAAUAGAGGUUGUGCUAUAAACCAAAGAUACAAUUUGGACGACAAUGUGAAAGUUUUUUAUUCUGACAGCUGCCAGUAAGAGACAGGCAGGUCCAAAGAUCAAUCCUUCUUUACUUGUUUCUGUGUGUUUCGAAGUGAAAGAGCCUUGUACAAGGUGUAUGUGACAGAGAAAAAUGCCACAAACCCCAGCA
Messenger RNA from Dermacentor andersoni, 5048 nucleotides. RefSeq lists its product as uncharacterized. NCBI's taxonomy places the organism in Eukaryota, Metazoa, Arthropoda, Arachnida, Ixodida, Ixodidae. The record is from RefSeq and is a predicted model, not a curated record.